CAUGAAGAUGUAACAAGAAUCGUGUCCUUUAUUGUAAAUUUUUCUGAAGACCAUGCUUUGGCUUUACCAGGUCGAGUACCCGGGUUUAAAUGCUUCGACAUUAAACUACUACCAUCUAUGUUUACAAAGUCAAGUGUUUUUCAGAUGUACAGAUCUGCUAUGGAAACCACAGGACAACGUGCUGUAAAAAUCCAUUCAUUCCGAAAGCUAUGGCGAACACUUCUCCCGUACAUAGUACAAACUCGUUCGAUGACUGAACUAUGUUGGAUGUGCCAGAAGAAUAACUCAGCUAUCUACAAGACGUUUGAUUAUGCACAACAGGUGCACUAACCGUCUGACCCCAUGCAGUCUGGACCCAUGUAUUUCUUAACACCCAGGAAGUGUGGUCUCUUUGGAGUCACUUGUGAGGGUCUGCCACAACAAGUUAACUACCUUGUAGAUGAAGGUAUGUGUAUCAGUAAAGGAUCCAAUGCAGUUAUCAGCUUUUUGGAUAACUUCUUUUUAACCUAUUGACUAGGUGAAAAACACUUGCAGUUGCACUGCGAUAACUGCAGGGGCCAGAUAAAAACAUGA
Messenger RNA from Patella vulgata (common limpet), 573 nucleotides. RefSeq lists its product as uncharacterized. The annotation marks the transcript as partial. The record is from RefSeq and is a predicted model, not a curated record. Lineage: Eukaryota; Metazoa; Mollusca; Gastropoda; Patellidae. The transcript has 3 exons.